Pogoniulus pusillus (Red-fronted tinkerbird) is the source of this 7903-nucleotide messenger RNA. It is a transcript of the gene SYNRG, whose product is annotated as synergin gamma. The transcript has 23 exons. The coding region runs from base 137 to 4288 and encodes 1383 amino acids. Gene Ontology annotation, molecular function: protein binding. Lineage: Eukaryota; Metazoa; Chordata; Aves; Piciformes; Lybiidae. Gene Ontology annotation, cellular component: clathrin coat of trans-Golgi network vesicle. The record is from RefSeq and is a predicted model, not a curated record.
CCUCUGCAGCCUGUGCUGUGUCGGUGUCACUGGCAUCGGGGAGGGGGCUGUGCGCUGGCACGGCUCCAGCCUGCCCCUGUCAGCCCUCUGAGCUGGGUCGCAGCUCUGUGCUGGGAAGGAGGCAUCCAAGAGCUUCAUGUUUCCUGUCGGUGGUGGUUUAGGUCCUCCUCAAGGGAUGAUCCCUAUGCAGCAGCAAGGCUUCCCCAUGGUUCCUGUCAUGCAGUCCAAUAUGCCAGGCAUGAUGGGAAUGAAUUAUGGAUCUCAGAUGCCCCCUGGACCCAUGGCCAUGCAGGGUGGCAUGGCCCUGGGGCCGAUGCCAGCGACCGGAAUGCCUUACAUGGGACAGGCUCCUUUCCUGGGAAUGCGGCCAGCAGCCCCGCAGUACAGCCCUGACAUGCAGAAGCAGUUUGCAGAGGAACAACAGAAGAGGUUUGAGCACCAGCAGAAGUUUUUAGAAGAGGAAAGAAAACGGCGCCAGUUUGAAGAGCAGAAGCAAAAGCUGAGGCUGCUAAGCAGUGUGAAGCCUAAGACAGGUGAAAAAAGCAGGGAUGAUGCCUUGGAAGCCAUCAAAGGGAAUCUGGAUGGGUUUUCCAGAGAUGCUAAGAUGCACCCAACGCCAGCAGCACUCCCCAAAAAGCCAGAUCAUUCCACACCAUCCCAUUCUGCUGUAUCUGUUUCCCACUCUGCUUUUCUCGGUGAUGAAGAAUUUAGUGACUUUAUGCAAGGGCCUGUUGAACCCCCCAGAGUGCUGCCUCAAACCACCUCUCAGCCUUUUCAGCCUUUCCAUUCUGCCACUGAGGCUGGGCAGCUGCUUUCAGAAAAGGCUGUGGUCCAGCCUCUCCCUCCAGCCCAGGCUUCAGUGAUACCCACCCUGCAUGGUACAACUGGGCAGGUUCCUUACUUUCCUACCUCUGCAUCUUCAUCACCCCAUGUCCAUAAACCAGGCUCUUCCUUGGAGGAGAAGGUCUUAAAUAAUGGCUCAAAUGAAUCUGAACAAGAGCAAACCAAACUUAAGGCAUCUGAAGUUGGGCACAGAGCCUCGGCUGCCAGCCAAGCUCACCCCAGUCUAACCAGCAGUGACUGGGGUGGUGUAGGUGGACAUGAGAGUGGUACCACUGCUGCUGAGGUGCACAAGGCUUCAGAACAAAACAUAGCAGUUGAAGAGAGUGGAGUUGGAGUCUUCCCUUCACAGGACCCCAUCCAGCAAAUGAUGCCUGCGUGGAUUUACAACGACAGCUUGGUGCCAGAGUUGUAUAAGAAGAUUCUAGAAACCACUUUGACACCUGCUGGAAUAGACACAGCUAAACUCUAUCCUAUACUGAUGUCUUCUGGAUUGCCCAGAGAAACCCUGGGACAGAUCUGGGCUUUAGCCAACCGUACCACCCCUGGGAAGCUGACAAAGGAAGAGCUCUACACUGUCCUGGCUAUGAUAGCAGUCACUCAGAGAGGAAUACCUGCAGUGAGUCCUGAUAUGCUGAACCAGUUUCCAGCUGCUCCCGUUCCCACCCUGACUGGGUUCCCAAUGCCGCUGCCUGCCCCGGUGAGCCAGCAGCCACUGCUGCCCUCCGCACCGCCUGUCUCCAUGCCUCUGAUGGGAAUGAGCAUCACGGCCCCCGCCGGCACAGCUGCAGGACAGCCUGCAGGAGGCUUCCUGCCACCUUACUCACCUGGCCAGGUAGUCAAAGCAGAAGAUGAUGACUUCCAGGAGUUUCAAGAUGCUUCCAAGUCUGGCUCCCUGGAUGACUCUUUCCCUGACUUCCAAGGGGAUGUGGCUGGCUCCUCCAAAGCAGGCAGUGCACAGCAGCGGAGCAGUGUCCCUCCUUUACUAGUGCCACUCCCAGGUAAUAAGGCACUCUCCUCGAGUGAUAAGUACGCUGCCUUCAAAGGGAUUGCAGCCGAGAAGCCCGCCGACAGCACAGCUCCUUUUGGAGAUUCUGGAGACAAGUACAGUGCUUUCCGUGAGCUGGAGCAGCCCUCAGACAGCAAAUGCUUGGGAGAUAACCUUGCAGAGCCCAAGCCUGCAGCAGCCGACGACGGCUUCACCGAUUUCAAAACCGCUGACAGCGUCUCCCCGCUAGAGCCACCUGCGAAAGACAAACCCUUCCCUGCAGCCUUCCCCUCUCUGCCCCUUCAGCCCAAGCAGCAAACACAAGCCAAGAGCUCUUUGAAUUUAGCGGACUUGGAUCUCUUUUCCUCUCCCGCAGAAAGCAAGCAGCCCUCCUUGACCCCUGCCUUUAGCGCACCGAAGUCAGGCUCCCUUCCUCCGCCCCCGCUGCCGCCCGCCGCCGCCGCCCCGCCGCCCCCCAGCAAGAGCUCCAGCUUGGCUGAGGACUUCGGAGAGUUCAACCUGUUUGGGGACUUCUCUAACUGCACCUCGGGCAGCGGGCAGGAUGACUUUGCAGAUUUUAUGGCUUUCAACAGCAGCAGUGGAUUUGCUGAACAAAAAGCAGAAGACAAGUACAGUGCACUCAAGCUGGAGGCUGCUCCUGCUCCUCAGCCUGCCUCCUCUGGCAGCACGGCCAAGGGUGGGCAGAGCUCUGCCACCGCUUCCACGCCCACCAAAUAUGACAUCUUCAAACAGCUUUCUCUGGAGGGCUCUGGAGCAGGCUUCGAGGAGGCCAAAGAUGGCACCACCCUUUCCUCAGUAAAGAGCGACGAUGACUUUGCUGACUUUCCCUCUAACAAGUUCUCUUCCACCUGCAACAGUGUGGACAAGUCCUUGGUGGAUAAAGUGGCAGCUUUCAAGCAGGCCAAAGAAGACUCUGGCUCAGUGAAGUCCCUGGAUCUGCCUUCCAUCGGCGGCAGCAGCGUCGGCAAGGAGGACUCCGAAGAUGCCCUGUCUGUUCAGUUUGACAUGAAACUGGCUGAUGUGGGAGGAGAUCUUAAGCAUGUCAUGUCUGAUAGCUCUUUGGAUUUGCCAACUGUUAGUGGCCAGCAUCCACCAGCAGCAGAUAUAGAUGACUUAAAAUGUGCCCCAUUUGGAAGCUAUAACAGUGGGUCUGCAGUCAGCAGCCUGGCAAGCUAUGACUGGUCCGACAAAGAAGACAUUCAGCAGGGCAAGAAGCUCUCCUCCUUUGUCCAGUCCUCGGGAAGUGGAUCCUCUACGGCUACUUCUGUCCUUCAGAAGAAGGAGACCUUGUUUGGCAGCUCAGAAAACAUUACCAUGACAACAGUUUCCAAAGUGACAACCUUUGCUAGUGAGGAUGCUUUGCAGGAUGUUUCCUUUGCAGCAUUUGCAAACUUUAAAGACUCUGGCCCAGCAGGUCCCAGCGAGGAUGACUCCGGAGGCUUUGGGGACUUCGCCAGCCCUUCGGCAGGCGCACAGGAUGCAGCGGCAGCCCAGGCGAGGCAGGAGGCAGAUUUCCUGGCCAGUGGGCUGCCUUCUGACCUGCAAAGAGAGUCCACAGAUGACUUUGGAGAGUUCCAAAGCGAAAAGCCAAAAAUCAGCAAGUUUGACUUCUUGGUGGCAACUUCCCAAGGCAAGGUGAAGUCCAGUGAAGAAAUGAUCAGGAGCGAGCUGGCCACCUUUGACCUGUCUGUGCAAGGGUCUCACAAAAGGAGCUUAAGCCUGGGUGACCGAGAAAUCAGCCGCUCCUCGCCUCUGCCUGUGCUGGAGCAGCCCUUCAGGGAUCGCUCCAACACCUUCAGUGAGAAGCCUGCGCUGCCUGUCAUCAGAGACAAGUACAAAGACCUGACUGGAGAAGUUGAGGAAAGUGAGAGGUAUGCCUACGAAUGGCAAAGAUGCUUGGAGAGUGCCCUGCAGGUCAUAAGGAAAGCAAACGACACCUUGAAUGGGAUCAGCAGCUCCUCCGUCUGCACGGAAGUGAUCCAGUCUGCACAGGGCAUGGAGUACCUGCUGGGGGUUGUGGAAGUCUACAGGGUGACGAAGAGAGUUGAGCUGGGCAUCAAAGCAACAGCUGUCUGCAGUGAGAAGCUCCAGCAGCUGCUGAAGGACAUCGACAAGGUCUGGAACAACCUCAUCAGCUUCAUGUCGCUCGCAGCUUUGACGCCAGAUGAAAACUCCCUGGAUUUCUCCUCUUGUAUGCUGCGUCCGGGGAUUAAAAACGCCCAAGAUCUUGCCUGUGGAGUGUGCCUGCUGAACGUGGAUUCCAGGAGCAAAAAUGAAGAGAAACCUGUGGAAGAGCUUCCUAGAAAAGCCUUUAAUUCAGAAACAGAUAACUUCAAGCUGGCAUACGGAGGGCACCAGUACCAUGCAAGCUGUGCGAAUUUCUGGAUCAACUGUGUGGAGCCAAAGCCUCCAGGUCUCAUUCUGCCAGACCUGCUCUGAGAGCUGUUGCACUGAAGAUGGAGAAUUGGGUCUGGUAGUGCAGGACACUUGGGGUCAAUUUGUGGUGUGGGGCCAGUGGCCAGGCUCAGGCUGUGGUGAGUGUGUGAAAGGCUGUGUCUGGGUUUCUGCAGCAGAAUGGUUACAGCCAGGGGCACAGGCACCUGCCCAUGAAGAAUGUCACUUGCAAAGGGCCAAGGUGUCAGAAAUCAACAGAAAAAAACAUACUUUGGCCAAAAAAAUUGCAGCAUUUCAGCCUUCCCCAAGAUGAAAGGGGGUCCCAGUCUGUAACAAGGCAGCCUGCUCACCAAGGGCAUGCAUCUUCAAAGGAGGGCAGAGCUUCCAGGGAAAAGCCAGGUGCUGGGCUGAUUUGCAUGGAAGUGACCACUGGGAUGUUGAAGUCCAUUUGCAAACAGAUCCUUUCCAUCAUCUUUUCAGCCUGUGGACCUCUCCUUAUUUGCUGCUAUAGCAUUGCAGUGCACGAGGCACAGCAACUUGCCAGGCAAACUGAAUUAUUGACUCUGAAGGAAUGGGGCUGCAGAGCUGCUCUGUUUAUACUUGCACUCCUCUGCUGGAGUUCAUCCUGAAUUCCUGGGCAGUGCUGGGGGAUAGGACUGGGGAAAAGUGUUGACUGUUUUUCCCCACCCUGUCUGAAUUCUUCAGCACAGGCAGGUGUGGUCUUUCUGUAAAUAUGGACAAACUCCUUCCUCAGCCUGGUCCUGAGCUGCCAGAAUGAUUUGCUGUCUGUCACCGGACCUUGGGCUCCCCUGCUACAGCAGCUCUGCUCCUGCCUGCAUCCACCCAGAUGUUUCCUUUCUGGACACAAAUGUGCUUUUCUAGAGGGGCAUUUCCUUUUCUGGACAGGAAUGUGCUUUUCUAGGGGGUUGCCUGUGUGCAAUUUGUGCAGCCUGCUGCUACCUGCACUCAGCUGUUGCUCUGACUCAGAGCUGGCAGCACAAGGUGGCCCCCAGCUCCUGCUGCAGGGGGUGUGGAUCAGCAGUGAAAGCUGGUGGCUGCUUUUUGAAGCAGAGUGUCUUGCAUCUGAUGUGUUGUGGCUUAUGGCAGCUCCCACGUUCUGUUGUGCCAUCACCAAUGUCCCUCCUACACCUGCAGUCCCUGAUUCUCUCCUCAGCUCUGGCAGCAGGCAGCUGGGGACAGAGCUGUAACGUGGUAGGAGACUCAGAAUGUCAUGAGGAGACUCUUCUCACUCCAGUCAGUGGAGUGGUGUGUGUGUGUCAGGUACAGCCUGCUGCUUCCUUCUGGGAUGUCACUGCUGCAGGAAAUCUCCCUUCUCCCCACAGAUACCAACAGCUUCCCCAGCUUACUCUUGCCUCCGUUGUGGUGAUUUGGACUGGUGGUGAUUUGCUGGAGUAGAAAUUACAAUGAGGAAAAAUGAUGCUGUCUGUUUAAAAAAAAAAGGGGGGGAAAGAGGCUUAGUUAGACUAAACUGUUAAUUACAGCCAGUGAAAGAAUCUUGGCUAACAGGAGUGCUGGGUGUCUGGCCCCUUAUUUACACAAAUUAAAGCAAAUCUUCCUGCUGCCUGAAAUUAGCUCAUUCAUAAACCAAGCAACUGGUGCCUGCAGUAGCAGGCUGGGGCUGACCACGUCACAGGUUUGUGUCGUUAGACAGCGACUGGCUGCCUUCUGUGGCCCAGUAAUUAGCAAAGUAAGGGCAGUCACUUACUGCCUGCUCUCUGCUUCCUUUGCUGGGUGUGAAAUAGUUCCUGCAGUAAGCAUCACAGCCCGUGGCCACGAACUGCUUGCUGUCGUCAUUUGGGGCUGCUGUGCCCAUUGCCAGCACAGGUUUUCCCACGGGGCUUUGGGGUCUGCUGGGCACAGUCACCAUUGCUGGCUUUUGCCUCCCGAGUUAGAGCAGCAGUGAAGUGUUGGCUGCCUCAUCCUGCUGCUAGCGAGGGGCCCCCUCGAGUGGUUUGGAGUACCAGGCUGACGCAAACGCUGCUGCUUCUCAAAUGCUAUCUUGGGAAGAGGCAGUUUAUUGUUAGCCUGGGCUCCCACCACAGCUCCUGAACACUCAGCUCGAGAGGGGGUUAUUUUUAUCUAAUUAAAAGCAAAUGCCACAAAUCAGAGGCCACAACGUGAAACUUAAAGCACCCAGGAGUUCAGAUGCGCCCCCAGCUCCACUGCCACCAGAACCUUCUGCAGUGCUGUGCUCCUUGUGCGUGGAGCAGCUGAGCUCUCUCGGAGGAAGCCUCUCUCCGAGGAAUCCAGCGUGGCUCUUGGCCCAUAAAAGGCAGGAAUCGGCAGUGGUGGCUGCAGCAGAGCUCCCUGAGCUGCGACACUCCUGAUCCCUGCAGAAGGAAGGGCAACAGCCUGCGAGUGUGGGGAGCAGGCAGCACUCGUGGGCGCUGGACACCUUUGCCUGGUGGGAGCACAGCAGACGGUCUGCAUGAGGCCACCCUGGCAGAAGGCAGCGCACAGGGAGGAUCAGUUCGCUUCCAUCUCCUCCUCACUCCGGUGACUCACUGUGGCAUUCAGCAGCAUCUCAGCUGUGCGGCCCGGGGUUGGGCACUCAGUAUCCAAGGUUACAGUUCCUGCCUGCAGUGCUCUGUGCCAGGGCCGCCCUCCCCUGCUGCCCCUGCACACAGCCUGGUGCAGAGUGCAGCUUUGGCCUUGCUGCUGCUGCUGGGAUCCAGGGCUCCCGCUGCUUGUGGCUUUUGCUGGAAAAGGGAAGUGAGGCUUGGCUGGGGUUUUUGAUGUGUUCUCUGAGCUGCCUUGGGGCUGCCCAUGGCAGGUGAUUUUUUUUUUUCUAUCUAUUUCUGUGCAUUUAGAAUUCUGAGAGAUUCUCUGCCUGGUCAUUUAAUGUAGAGAUGGCUUUUCCCAGCUGUAUUCCUGGUGCUGCUCUGCUGUCUUUGUGUGUUGUGGUUUCUUUCCUGUGGGAGGUAGGAGCUAUGUGGAGCUCCAGCCCCUUCCCCUGCCCAUCUUUCACCAUGUGUUGGCUCUAGUUUCUCCCCAGGCUUGCUGCUCCAAACUGGAGGUUAUUUGUGGUGUGGGAAUUAUGCUCUGCACUUGACCAUUCCUCUGGCUUUUCCUCCCUAGCAGCAGCUUCUCUCCCCCUGAGUUUGUUUGGAGCAGCUCCUUCCUUGAAGGUCCUGUAGUGUAUAUGGAGUGAUAGUGAAAUUCAACCUGAGGUUGAGAAGCUGCUCAGGAAAACCCAAGGAAUAUUCCAACUUCUAGUUAGCUACACAUCAGAUUAUUUAAACCUGAAACAAAAGCUGCCUUUGCAAUAGAUGCUGCUAUUGUACAAACUACUCCUUUGGUUUUGCUCUCCGGACCUGUAUUUAAUUCCAGUCCUCAAGGUUCAAAUAGAAAUGGCAUCAUUUUAUGAAGAAAAGUGGUGGGAAACCUUCCCCUUCUAUUGUGAUUCUUUAUUUGCCCUCUGGGCAGAUGGUAUUUCUCUUCUAGAAGUGGUUUUGCUGUUAGUAGUUGGUGCUGGUUUGGUCUGUGCAAUGCUGGAGUCACUGCUGCUACUCCAAUCCAGUAAGCAGUGUUGCUAAUUGACUUCAGUGCAUCAUUUACCCCCUAAUUCUUGCAAUGAUUUACAAAUCCUGUGCUGAGAUUCAAACCUCGUGUUCAAUAAAGAGCUCAGUUCCUAUCUGA